Molecule: messenger RNA, 698 nt
Organism: Aspergillus ibericus CBS 121593
Lineage: Eukaryota; Fungi; Ascomycota; Eurotiomycetes; Eurotiales; Aspergillaceae
Product: putative small nuclear ribonucleoprotein SmG
Exons: 5
Coding region: 103-339 (78 amino acids)
Biological process (GO): mRNA splicing, via spliceosome; spliceosomal snRNP assembly
Cellular component (GO): P granule; SMN-Sm protein complex; precatalytic spliceosome
Molecular function (GO): RNA binding
Source: RefSeq, a predicted model, not a curated record
UUCCGACCCAGCUGAUCCCACUGCUGUAUGUUCAAAGUUCCCGCAACGCGACCGACUCGACCGUACGAUAGGAACCGUCCAACACAGAACACAUCCGACAAAAUGCCUCAAGCCCAGCCCGAGUUGAAGAAGUACAUGGAAAAGCGGGUAUUCUGCCAACUGAACGGCAACCGCAAAGUCAUUGGUAUCCUGCGAGGCUAUGAUGUGUUCAUGAACAUUGUCCUUGACGAAGCUUUCGAGGAGAAGCCGGGUGGUGAGAAGGCUGCUAUCGGCAUGGUUGUCAUUCGUGGUAACUCGGUUGUUAUGCUCGAGGCUUUGGAACGUAUCAGCGACAAAUAAACAGCUGCACUGGACGGAAACUCAAUGUCUUUUUAUACCUUCUCUGUGGGAUUGAUUUAAUGCAAUAAGGAGUUCACGGGUCGGUUGCUCGCACGGAAUGAUCGAUGACAUCUCGCUUUCCAAAAAAUCUUCUUCAAUUCACAAGUAAAGCCUACGUGCGCCAUUCUGGAAGACCAGAUAUGACACUUUCAGGGGAGGGGGGGGUAUAUUGACCCGCAGAAAUGAUCCAUGACCGCUAUUAUCAUCUAUCAUCUCUCGGCAACAAACCAAUGCCCAAAUCCCACCAGCAAUCGCAUAGCCCACGGAACCAGAUACCCUGUGGAGAUAACCCAGAAUAAAAGAAUAAAAGAAAUCGUCCG